Molecule: messenger RNA, 1008 nt
Organism: Brienomyrus brachyistius
Lineage: Eukaryota; Metazoa; Chordata; Actinopteri; Osteoglossiformes; Mormyridae
Exons: 5
Coding region: 33-827 (264 amino acids)
Biological process (GO): generation of catalytic spliceosome for second transesterification step
Source: RefSeq, a predicted model, not a curated record
UGCUUCAGCUGGUUCCCUUCAGUGUUUGUCACAUGACCGGAUGUUGUGCUCUGCGCGUUUUUAGCAAUUUUAUCAUGGCCCGGAACGAAGAGAAACAGUUCGGCAAACUUAACAGGCUUUGGCUCCAGAAGGAAAAAGAAGAAGGCCGAAUUAAGGUUCCAGAUAGACCUAAGCUGUUCUCCCUAAAGACAGCUGCAUCUGUGAGGAAGUGGAUCCCAAGUAUAAAGAAUGAGAUGGAGUACUACUUACAGCAAUCCCAGCUGUCCCACUACCCUGAAAGGAAGAUCGCGGAGUUCCACAAGCGUAUCCAGGACCUUGAACGGGAGUACAAGCUUCAUGUGCGCAAACUCCGCACCCUUGACCCCACCUACAGACACCAUCCCUGGACGCCCCGCGCCUACACCAAGAAACGGAGCGUGAAAAUGCCAUGUAAUUCGGAGAUCCCUGACCCCCCAAGCUUGGAGAGUAUAGACACUGAUGGAGUCUGGAGUACCGGUGGUGAAGACAAGCAGUCCUCAGGGACAGAGGAACCUUUACCUGCAGGCCCCCAUGACCUGCCAGGCCAGGAUCAGCCCUUGUCCUUCAACACAGACCGGCUGCCCCUCAUUCUCGGCAGGUCACAAGCCGGGUGUGGAAGCCAUGGAGCGGACGGUCUGACCCAGGCGCUGCUAUCUGGCCUGCCCAACCUCCAGAGCUCUCCGUUAGCCCAAGCCCUGUCAGCACAGAGGGGGGGCGUGGCGGCGGCUACCAGUUCCAGCUGCGCUCCUCAGAACACACCACAUGUCCUGGGGCUGGCCUCUUAUUGGUCCUCCGAUGAAGACACCUGACUUACUAGCUAGGUACUAGCUAAAGGUUCUGAACCAUGAAUGUGUAGGGAGUGUCAUUUUUGUUAUUACAGCUGGUAUAGCUGGCCUCAGUGUGGUGCUAUCUAACUUUGUGUUAUGGUUAUUGUAGCUUUUCAGCACAAAAUCGAGAUUAAACAGCAAAGACGCCUCCCUCGACCCCAAA